This is a messenger RNA of Carya illinoinensis, 1204 nucleotides long. Its product is annotated as expansin-like A2. Bases 267 to 1046 code for a protein of 259 amino acids. Gene Ontology annotation, biological process: sexual reproduction. The transcript is spliced from 5 exons. The record is from RefSeq and is a predicted model, not a curated record. Gene Ontology annotation, cellular component: plant-type cell wall; extracellular region; plasmodesma. Lineage: Eukaryota; Viridiplantae; Streptophyta; Magnoliopsida; Fagales; Juglandaceae.
GAGAGACCCCAUCCCCUUUUUCUUUGUCCCACCGCGUUUGCGCAAAUGCUUCUCUUUCUUUCUCACUUAAAAGUCUUCCCACGCAAGCACGUUACAGUCUAACAAAUCGAUUCAAAUCUUUGAUCCAUCUAAAAGAACUAUCCUAGCCGGUAUUGGACACGCUGACCUAAAGUCCACACUCAUCCACUCGCACGUUUACAUCUAUAUAUAUACACCUCUUGCCUAGCUCCUCCUGCGUAUUCAUUUAUCAUAGAAUUACUAGCAAGAUGGCUUUCUUUAUUUGCUUCCUCUUCUUUCUUAUUUCAUCUGCCACUGCUUGUGAUCGUUGUGUGCACCAAACUAAGGCUGCAUAUUUCAGUAAAGCUUCAGCACUUUCAUCUGGGGCUUGUGGGUAUGGUUCCUUGGCAUUGGGUUUCAACAGUGGACAUCUUGCAGCUGGUAUUCCUUCCCUUUACAAAGAUGGAGCUGGUUGUGGAGCAUGCUUUCAGGUAAGAUGCAAAAACACAACUGUUUGUCUUAGAGAAGGGACUAGAGUGGUUUUGACGGAUCUCAAUCACAAUAACCAAACAGACUUUGUCCUCAGCAGCAGAGCUUUCAUGGCUAUGGCUCCAAAGGGUAUGGGCCAACACAUUUUGAAACUUGGGAUUGUGGACGUAGAGUACAAGAGGGUACCCUGCCAAUACAAGAAUCAGAACAUGGCAUUGCGAGUGGAAGAAUCAAGCCAAAAGCCACAUUACUUGGCAAUCAAAUUUCUGUUUCAAGGUGGCCAAACAGAAAUAGUAGGUGUUGAUGUAGCUCAGGUUGGUUCGUCUAACUGGGUUUUCAUGAGUAGAAAUCACGGGGCAGUCUGGGACACAAGUAGAGUGCCAUCUGGGCCACUGCAAUUCCGGUUUGUAGUAACAGCUGGGUACGAUGGGAAGUGGAUCUGGGCUCAACAUGUUCUUCCUGCUGACUGGAAGCCUGCAGGAGUAUAUGACACUGGAGUACAGAUCUCUGAUAUUGCACAAGAAGGUUGCUCUACAUGUGAUGAAGGGACUUGGAAAUAAGGCAACUCGGUACGGCCAGCUAGCGUGCAUGCAUUCAUAGGUCUUGAUUAAUUAAUUUAGGAUCUCAGGGAAUUAUAAUACAAGAAAAAAUGUUAGAGAUAUGACUUUUAAACAACUACGUACCGCACAAUCUGUCUAUGAAAUGAUAGUUGCAAACA